CACCUCACGAAUGAAAAUUUGACUGUUGGAACCUCCCCCAACCCACCCCCGUUUUGCCUUGCCUAGCAUAUUCAUUUCGCAACAGAUAUCUGUCAUAUCUGCCGAUACCAAACAGCUCUGCUCUAUUCAUCUGUCGCUGCGCGCCGGGAAGCAGUCACGGUAAAACGCGACAGAUGUAAAGAAUUCGAGACGCCCGCCAGACGACCCACAACAACAACACAACCUCUGCGCUGUAGCGCAAACAGAUCCAUCACACUUAUACGCGAUAACGAUAUAUUACGAGCAUCUAAUCAUGAAUUUCCGGCCGUGACCUGCUGGGCAAUCAAUGGUACUCUCACGUAGAGUUCUGGAUUCUUUCAUCGAAUUCAAAGAGAAAGAAAGUCAACACCUCAGCGAUACCCUCUCUAUUUCACCUUUUAAUACAUAAUCAAAGAUGGAGCAAUUGACAUUGCAGCCGCGCAAGGCGGAAGUGGAGGAGGAAGCAAUCGAAAAUUGGGACGACGACAAUGAUCUGGACAUUGGUGGAGAUGACUUCACAUUCCGAAGCACCUCGGUAGCAACUACGGCCGCGUCACAUCACCGAGAUUCGAUCUCAUCACGCUUGUCCGGACGAUCCGAGUUCGAUUCGAUUUGCGGGGAUGAAGAGAAGCAAGUGCACUUGCCUGGGGAUGACGAGGUAUCGACUUUUGACGCAAUUGCAACAGCGACAAGAGCCGGCAUUCCUAUACCGCAGAAUGUGCCACCUUCUGCCUUGAUGGGAGGCACAAUCAAAAGACUCGGAGGAAGAAGGAUUAAGAAGAUCGUAAAAGAUGAUUGGGACGAUGGCGAUCUCGAGUUGCCAAGCGACGGGAGUUUGAAUAUCAAACGGCAGGAUGGAUCAAAUUUUCCUGAUGCCUUGCGACAAGUCAGUGGCCCUAGUUCUGUCAAUACCAGUCCAGCCAAGCAACUGCAAGCUACACCACAGUUGCACCCUGCGCCAAACUUCAACUUGAGUCCUCAGUCACAGAAGACAACGUCCGCAUCCUCCGAUUUACUGGACAAGUUCCGAGACAACGACGAUGACGAUUUUUUGGGAGACGGCGGAGAUACAAUUAAAGUUUCCAAAAGUAGACAGUUGCCGGCAGGUCUACCUUUUAUCACUCCACCAACUCCCCAGAAAAACGAUACUGUAGCCGACCCGGAAGACGAUUUCGAGCGAGAUUUACAACUGCCCGCCGAUGGCGGGCCUCUUAAGUUAACCGCUCGCAAGGACAUACCAAAAACCCCUGCGAAUGCACAGGACGAGUUUGAUGAAUGGGGAGAAGGCAGCCUAGGCACGCGAUUUGGUGGAAGAAGAACUCAUUCGAACCGAAGUUCAUCCGUCUCUGCUUUAAGCCCCAGCGUUUCCAGCUCAAUGACAAUCGAGAGUGAGGACGAAGGUCUAGAUGGCCUGAUUCUUCCAAGCGGGCCCCUACACUUCGAUGAUAUCCUGAAACGCAGACAACAGGACCGGUCACCUGACUUCCAAUUUCCGGAAAGACAAGCUGUCAAGCGUGAUGAAAUCAAGGAGGACUUCCUUUCCGGUCUCGAAAUUGGUGAUGGAGACAUCUUUGAUCCGAGCAAACUUACCCUCAAUCGCAAUAUCAAGAUCAAAAGUAUUCGACAGACGAGUCCACCGCGACCGAAAGCUGCCGUAUCAUUAACUUUCACCAACAAAGCUACAGCAACUACCUCGCGCCUACCUCGUCCCCUUGGUCAUGAACGUAGCUCAUCACAACUUGAGCCUGUCUCGGAGAGUGGUGGACCCAUCGCGAAUCGGAAUCGGAGAACACAAUCUCGACUUGGACAUCAUGCGUCACAAUCCUCAAUAAGCAGCAUCCUAACUCCUACCACGCCAACCACUGUGCAGCCAUUGCAACCAUCAACACCCCGGCGACGGGAUCUAGGGGCGAAACCCUCUAUCACCGCUCUUCGCAAUGAGCCGACAACGACCAAUGCGCAAUUGCUGAAGCUCAAGCGAUCUAUGCCAACUAUGCGAUCCUAUUCUCAGUCCCCAGCUAAGCCGAUUGGAUCGCGAUACGAAAGACCGCCCUCUCGAACGGAGACCAGCAGUAGACCAACAUCACUGUCUCGGCCCAAGACGCCAGUUGAGAGAGACCGCUCUGGGACCGAGAGUAGUGUGUCUCAGGUCCGAAAGAAUCCUGUUCCAUUCCUACCAGCGGGCGCAUCUCAGUCUCAAUCACACCAUGUUGCCGUUAAAUCUUCCCGCCAUUUCCACCGCCAUGAUUCCGAAUCCUCAAUUACCAGUACCGAUCUUCGUCCAUCGUCGCGGGCUGUCUCAAGAUCGACAAUAAGAUCACCGAGUCCGAGGCGAAAUGUCCGAGGUGCUGAAGCAUUGGCUCGUGAAGCUGCUGUGAAGCGGCAGUUGACCAAGCCUGUGAGACGAAGACACUUCGGUGAUGGUUUUGAAUUGGAUGGUUUCGAUGACCUGCCGAUUUCUCGAGAUUCCGAGCAGAGGUUUAUAAAAGAGCCAGUUGGUCGUGGCCCCCCUAAACAGUCGAGCUUACGAAAUAAGAUCCACCAAGAGCCUGUACCUUUGAGAACGAACACUCCGGCACCUCACACACCAAUUUCUGCGACUCGUCCACGAGAUGAAUUGCCACGUUUCGCCCGUGAUACCAACGCAAGUCGAAUGGCCCGGGAGCAAACCCUGACUCAACGUGCACCUUCAGCAGCUGGUGGACCUCUCACAGCCCUGACAAACCAAUGGAAAUCCAAGGGGUCUGCAACACCAGGUCUGAGUGUCAAUACCCAGUCGGUUCGAUCAAAGAAGCGGAGAGGUCCACCUCAAAAGCCUCAAUUGAUCAAGCCACUGGGGAAUAUUAAUAAUCCGAAGAUGGUUAGAGGAAUGUGGUAUAACCCCGCUACCUUCCGUUGGGAGGGAAAUGAGAACGAUCUGAGCCCCUUCGAUGCGCCAAACUCGCCGUCGGUGCCGUCGGCUUUGAUGCCUUCACAUAUGGCACGUGAGAAAGAAAAUUCUAAUCUAUACCGUGAAAAGGAGAACGCUACUCCUCGCCCUGCGCUCAUCACCAACAUCAACGCCUCACAGAACGUCCAAGUAGUGGGCGGCAUGGUUUUCGACCCGCAGCGGAUGUGCUGGCUCAAAAUGCCAUCCUCGUCUCGCGACCGCGGGAAGAGCGAAGGCGGUGAUACAAUGGACGGCUUCGAUGCCUUAGAUGAGGAAGAGGAUGUCUUCAAAGACGUACCAGAUCUUGAAGAUGACAAGAAAGGGGAUGAUGAUAUCGGCGGAAGGACGAGUGAAGGUGGCAGCGGCCUGAAAGAUGACUGGCUCGUUGGCGAGGAAUUCGAUGUCGGUCCUGAGUUCGUGCGGAGACAACGAGAAGAGGAGGAGAGGUGGCGGAGGAAGUGCGAGAGAUGGGUGGGUGCUCAGCGAGAGAUGGAGCGAGGCGGCGAUGUGGAGUGGCGCUGGAGCAUCCGAGAUGUGGUUAAUGAGCAAUGAGCAAUGAGCGGCCCCGCCGUAUGAGCGCAAGUGCGCAACGAUUCGAACAAGUCGACCCGAACCCCCAUACCGACAACGUUGGUUACGCAUGAUUGAUGUCCACGUAUGAAAAAGUCCUGCCCCCAGCGGAUCCUUGGCAUAAUAACAUUUGGGCAUUGAGUCCUGGGCAAAGGAUAGAGAGGGCAGGCAGCUUGAAUGGAUCUCUGUAUCAUUUGCAUUUUUGCGUUUUGUGUCUGCGAUAGAUAUGAG
Amorphotheca resinae ATCC 22711 is the source of this 3748-nucleotide messenger RNA. RefSeq lists its product as hypothetical. Bases 434 to 3499 code for a protein of 1021 amino acids. The record is from RefSeq and is a predicted model, not a curated record. NCBI's taxonomy places the organism in Eukaryota, Fungi, Ascomycota, Leotiomycetes, Helotiales, Amorphothecaceae. Gene Ontology annotation, biological process: regulation of Ras protein signal transduction; mitotic spindle orientation checkpoint signaling. The transcript has 2 exons. Gene Ontology annotation, cellular component: mitotic spindle pole body; SIN/MEN two-component GAP complex. Gene Ontology annotation, molecular function: GTPase activator activity.